[Candida] anglica is the source of this 2296-nucleotide messenger RNA. The record is from the annotation of a GenBank genome assembly. NCBI's taxonomy places the organism in Eukaryota, Fungi, Ascomycota, Pichiomycetes, Serinales, Debaryomycetaceae.
GUAAAAUCAUCGGUGUGAGUUAAUAUAGAGGAACUAAGAUUUAGGACAAACACAUAUACUGUAUCCAAAAAAUCAGUAGAAUAUAGAGAGAACAAAGUUGGAGAAAAUUACUACCAAAAUAAAAAAAUAAAAAAAAUACAAAUACAAAGAUUACAACGAAUUCUUGAGAUCCAAGUGUGGGAGAAUUGGUAAGUUUAAAAUCAAUCAUCCUGGAAUUUAUAUAAACAACGAAAACAAACACAUAUCUGAUAUAUUUUAGAUUCUCAACUACCGAUAAUACACAUAGAAGGUUGCACACAAAUCCCUGAAAUCCCGAUUGCUUGACUCAUCCCCAUUCAUCUAUAAAUGGAACGUAUAUUUUUUAAAACCGGGAUACUUGAUCCGAGCACCUCCCUUCCUAUAUAUGUCUUUGAUACAUCCUAUCUACCUUCUACAGACCUUAUAAAUUAUGAUGCGUUCAUUCCUACCAUGAUGAAAUACCUUCCGGCGGAACCGUAUACGUUGGUGAUGUUCAAUUGUGGGCUCAACAAGAUCUCUUGGGUAUGGGGUAUAAAAUUUUUAAAGCAAUUUUUAGAUGGGGACGAUACUGAAAGUGAUAAUUUAAGUAAUUUGAUUAAAAUCUAUACAGUUCAUGACAGUUGGUUUGUGAAAUCAUUGACCCAAAUAUUCAACACCAAGAAAAAUCUAAGUGCUCUUCAGCGAAUGAUCGACUCAUUUGAUUUGAGUUCUCCAUUCGACAACAAUCCGUUUGAUAUCAACAGCAUGAAGGCAACCAAGAGAAGAAGUAAGAUUGUACGAUGUAGUAAUCUUUCCGAGUUAUCUCGUCAUGUGGAAUUAACUAAACUCAAAAUUUCAUUAAACAUUUACAAGCAUAAUCUUCAAUUGGAGCCCGAAAUUCAACUAUAUAACCAUGCUCCAUUACUUCUCAACCAGGAUACCACCCUUUAUAAACUUCAAAACCCUUUAUUUUAUCAUCAUUUCUACCAAAUCUUCAACAUCCUCGACAUGUAUGCCGAUAAGGCCGAACUCAUCUUCCAUAAGCCGGGGAAUAAACUGAAUACAGAUAUUCUUUUCCAUUGUAUCAAUCGCAACCAAUGGAUAUGGAUCAAUGAUUGGGAUUUAUAUUGCAUAGCAGCUGUUUUCAAGAAAAUCCUUACAGACUUGCCACAACCUAUCAUCCCAUUAUCGUGUAUACAAUUGCCCAUGAAGGAUGACUUGCAAUUCACAAAGGACAAUUUUAUAAGCAUAAUGCAAUUGCAUUCUAAAUCAAAUUAUGAUCAACUUUUGUAUCAAUUGUUUGAUCUUUGUCAUAAGAUCCUUUCCAAGCCUUUGACAACAAAACAUACGCUGAACACACUUUCCAAAUGUCUUGGACAUUCACUCAGUCAUGAAGUGAUCCUGCUGAAUAAAGAUCGAAUUUCGGUCAUUAACCGAUUUGUUAAAAAUGUUAUGGACAAUUGGAAUCAAUUACGAACCCUUUAUAAAUACCCCACCAUUGAUGAUAUAGUGAAUACUUCUGGCGAGGGAGCACAGAAGUUUAACUCUUACGAUAUAAGUUAUGAUUUGACCUUGGAUGAAGAUGAAGAUGAUUUGGAGUAUCGAGUGGCAUUCAACACUACUAAUAUAUUGAGUGAUGACCAAAAUUUGAAAAAUCAUAAAAAGUUAUCACCUCCAUCCACCGAAUCUUAUAAUUUACAAGUUCAUGCUCCGUCUACAUCCCCUAGGAAAGUGGGGCCCCCGGUGACUCCAAGGAAGGUUCACACUAAGCGAGCAAUACCAUCAUCUCCAAAAAGGAAAUCGCCUAAAAAGGAGCACUCUGCAGACAACUAGCCACGUAUGCACGCAGUGACUCUCCCCGAGUGCUGGAGGACCAGAUGAGCGUGUACAGCCCACAGGAAAGUGAGUAGUGCCACCCUACGGCGGGGUAUGUAAAGCCGCUCCGCUGGCUCUCCGUGGGCCACUAACCGUGGGGGCCUUCCUCUGACGAUGAAGGGGGGAGGGGGUCUGGAAAAGAGGGGGUUAGUGACGGAGCGGGCACACCAUAGGGAAGGGAGUACUAUCCACCCUACGGGGUCUGCGAGCCGCUCCGCUGGCACUCCGUGGGCCACUAGCCGUGGAGGCCCUGUUCCUCUCACGAGGAAGUGAAGGGGGAACUGGUAGGUCUCCUCAUAGAGGAGCUAGGCACCACACAGUGGCUCUCCCCGAGCAGGGGCCAUCGGAGCGUCACGUAGGCGGGGUUUAUGGUAGAUAAUGACGGAACUACUAAUAUAUGUAUAUAAAUUCAAUAGAUGUAGAA